AUGCCGGUCCUGGGUGACGCCUGCCGCGGCAUUUCUGACGAGACCAGGAAGCUGCGAGAACUCGCGGAAGAAGUCGAACGACUGCGAGCAGCACAACCGCACGUCGUCAAUAUUUCACCGCCGACCCUGGAUGACUCCUACUCGCCACCGAACCGUGAAGAAGCAAAUUGUCCAGAUCUAGCCAUCAAUGGACCUCGAAUUGGUCCUGUAGUUUCGCAUCCUUCACCUGCCUUGACAGACUCACAACUUCGUGAACCACAAGUUGCUGCUCAAGUACAACUGCUUCCAGCAGUUAAUCCGCAAACACUCGGCAACGUGACUGUCACGCCUUCUCAGAUAGACAGGCUGUUUCAGACAUUCUUCUCUCAAUACCACCCAUUUUUGCCCUUCGUCGAGGGAAGUGGCUCACCCGAUGAUUAUCAUGCCAAGUCCCCGCUGCUUUUCUGGACUAUCAUUGCCAUCGCUUCCAGAAGAGACGAGGAGGAACCCACCAUGCUCACAAGCCUUUCACAAGCUGUACAAGACCUCCUGUGGCAGACAGUGCCCAAAGUUCCGCAUUCUCGGCUGGAGCUGAAGGCGAUGAUCUUGAUCUGUCUCUGGCCAUUCCCAACCUCUUCCAUGAGUACAGACCCCUCGUUCAUACUAGCCUCAGUUGCAAAGACCGGCGCAAUGCAUAUUGGACUGCACAAACCAUAUUUUGCCCAGGAUUUUUCACGCGUCAAAUUUCGGUUUAGUCCGGAAGAACUGAGAGACGCCCUGCUGGUAUGGUCAGCAUGCUUUAUAGCGGCAGAAAACAUAACAUCUUACGUUGGACAGUUCCCUUUAUUUGUCACUGACGCUACCCUUGAUAUGAUCUGCACUUCCGACAAUCACGGAAAUCUCCCUCUGGAAAUUUACCAUAUGGUCCUCAUUACAAGAUUUUGCAAUCGCUUUCACAGAGUAAUGGCCAGCCGGGAAAGACGAAUGGCCAGUCUGGGAGAGAAUGAUAGCGGAGUACUACUGCCUCUAUAUGAGUCUGAAUUGAAAGACCUCCGAUUCACUCUUGGGCCAGAUUUGUCCAAAACGAAUGAAAUCCUGUUUCUCUAUGCCACACUUCAGCUCCGAAGUUACUAUCUCUUAGAGCGCUCUCACCAGGGUGCACACAAAGAGUUUAUCCUCAAAGCAUAUCGUGCUUCACUCAACGUCAUUUGGAAGUGCCAGGAGAGGGAAGUACAUUCUAAGCUGUUAACCUGUGGUCCGGAAAUAUUCAUCCAUGGGCUUUGUGCUGCUUGUAGCUUUGCCUUGAAAAUCCUUCGGAGUGGCUACUAUUCGCAAUUCAUUGACAUGGACGAGGGACGCAAAGCAUUCAACCUCGGUGUAUGCCUGGUCAAGAAGUGUUCGAUUGAAGACAAUGAUCUACUAGGAAGAUAUUCCAAGAUUCUUGCACAGCUUUGGGGAGCCACAACGGAACCGACUGCCGUGCAACCAGAGCUCAAGGUGAGAAGUCGCCUCGGAGCCAACCUGCUUCAUGACACUCUUUGGAAAUGGAGAGAGAACUUUGGAGGGCAGCCUUGUGGUAGAACAGUCACUGCCUCCCAAGGUGAGAAUAGUGGCUCUCCGUCGUCUGCCUCAUUGGGUAUUGCUGCAGGUGGCAACACACAUUCCACUUGCACUGAGAGAGCCAGGGAACAGAACCUGGAGCCAGACAUUCUCAUUGCCCAGAUUGACACGGGUCCCAAAGUUUCCAAUGCCCCGGUACUAUCCCGUUCUACAUCAACAUGGCUCGAAGAGAUUGGAGAGAUGGACAUGGGAUUAGUUGACGAGAGUAAUAAUCACUGGCUUUGGAAUCAAAGCGGCAUCUCGACUUUGAUGGCUGCGGACUUUGACGGCAUGGAACUGCACUCGGAUUACAUUUUCAACACCCAGCGCGGAUAA
Messenger RNA from Fonsecaea multimorphosa CBS 102226, 1914 nucleotides. RefSeq lists its product as uncharacterized. Gene Ontology annotation, cellular component: nucleus. Gene Ontology annotation, biological process: regulation of DNA-templated transcription. The record is from RefSeq and is a predicted model, not a curated record. The transcript is spliced from 4 exons. Gene Ontology annotation, molecular function: transcription cis-regulatory region binding; DNA-binding transcription factor activity, RNA polymerase II-specific. Lineage: Eukaryota; Fungi; Ascomycota; Eurotiomycetes; Chaetothyriales; Herpotrichiellaceae. The coding region runs from base 1 to 1914 and encodes 637 amino acids.